UCAACGACACCGUAGCGUAGCAGCGCGUCCUGCCGCCAUGGAGGUGCUCGUAACCCUGAAGGUGAAUUUCAGAGGGAAGACGGCCAGUUUGCUCGUGUCGGAUCCGGAGAAAUCCAGUUGGGAGUCGGUGGAAGCCAUGAUUAAAGGGUCUUUCGCCUUGAGCACUCUACAAGUUACAUAUUUUGAUGAAGACAACAAAGAGGUAUUCAUCAGUUGUCAAGGCGAAUAUGAAGAAGCAUUAAAGACAGCUCCAAACCAAGGAAACAGGCUGCACAUGAAUGUAUAUGAGACAAAAGGCCCCGGGGUCACCAGCGAAGGCUGCGGUGGGCGGAGGGUUGCUGUCAAGCCUGCCCAGCGUGACAACUGCUCGGCUAGGGUCGCGGGAGAGAGAAAACAGGCUGUUGUACCCGAACAAGGCAUGAUGGCAAAAAAGACAGUGGCAAGCAAAGAAGAUAAGACUCCACCAGCCUGGUUUAUAUCCUACAUGGAGAAGUUCAAAGACCAGGUGGUGAAAGAAGCCGUGGAGAAGGUUUGCAGGGAGUUUUCAGGCCAGUGCUGUAUCCAUAAACCCUUCAGAGAAGACUCGCAGACUGUGGACCCCAGCCAUUCCACCACCCUCGACUGCAGCAGUUGCCAGAACCAAACGUCAGGGGUUGGUUACCAUUGCAGCGUUUGCAGAUCCUGUACUCUGUGUGAGCCGUGCAGUUACGCACAUGACCCCAGCCAUAGCUUAGUGAGAGCCAGGACACCUCUUUCUGUCCCCGAACGUGGGUCACCAUAUGUGGAACACAUCAGGUUUCAAAGGCGAGGAGACAGGAGUUUCCGCAAGGCAGAGAGGCAGCGCCUGAAGGCAGAGAAGCGACAGCUGAAGGCUGAGGUGAAGGAGAUGAAGAAGCAGCUGAGAACAGCUGAGAGAAGAGAACAGCACUGGAGUACUGCUGAUGAUGGGGGUGUCCGUCCGGUUUUGCUCCAGCCGCGGAGCAUCCCAACCACCGGUCCAGGGAAUCCCAGGGACUUCUGCUCCACGGUGCUGCCCACCAUGAACGCCCUUUUGUUGGACGAGAACUUGCCAGAUGGGAUUCAGAUGAAGCCCGGAACAAAAUUUGUGAAGUACUGGAAGAUGAAGAACACUGGGACCAUCUGUUGGAAUAGCGAGACCAAGCUCAAGUUCUUGUGGGGCAACCUGACCGUGGCAGCCCCUGGGGAGCGCACGGAGGUGACCGUUCCUGUUCUGCAGCCAGGACAGGUGGGCGUGGUGAGCGUAGCCUUCAGUGCGCCCAUGCAAGAUGGAACUUAUAUCUCCCACUGGCGCUUGGCACACGGCGGAGAGAAGUUUGGACCCCGGGUGUGGUGUAGUAUUGUAGUCGACCAGCUUGCCCCAGCCAGCACUCCUACCAGCUGGGAGCUCGACUCUCCGUGCACCAGAGUUAAGGAGAAGGGAGCUGUUGCCCAGGAAAAGGAGACCAAAAGAUGCCCCACGCCCCGACACUGCAUGCAGAUGUGGAUGGAUCUGGACUGCAAGCAGGACUAUAUCCCCUCUGUGGACCUGCUGACAGCACAGGACCUGCUGUCCUUCGAGCUCCAGCACAUCAACAUUGUACAGGAGCUGGAAAGUGUUCCAGAUGCCAACAUUGUCGACGUGAAGCUGGAGAGACCAAAAGAGUUGGGCCAUCCUGGACUAGGAGCUUGCCGCUCUGACUCCCAGGACAUGAUAUCGCUCAGGGAUAGCAGUGCGACUGCGGAGCAACAUGGUGUGAACGCAACUCGUGCAGCCGCUAAUAUUGAAGCCAGCGGUGCUGUCAUCCCUCCCUCUUCAACACUGGUGGAGCAGUCCGCUGCAGAACAAGCUGUGGAACCGAAAGUGAGUGUAACCAACUCCAGCGCCCAGGAGGAGGAAAGCAGCGGCACCGGGGACAAGCCCGACGAGAGUCGCAGCCCGGCCUCCUCGGCCUCCUCUGAGGACUACGUCAUCAUUCUGCCUGACUGCUUCGACACCAGCCGGCCGCUAGGCGAGUCCGCGAGCAGCUCAGCGCAGCCGAGGCUUGGCGGCGACUCCGGAACCGGCACGGACCCAGGGUUCCAACCUCUGAGGGACGGAGCCCCUCGCGGUAACCCGGAGAACACGACCGCGUCCACGCGACGCUCCGUCACCGAACCGCUGCGUGCCUCCCAGGCCCUGGUCUCCGCGACGAUGACCACACCCUGUCAGAGUUUACUCACCCCAAAGAAUGCAAAUGAGCACGGACCUAAAUAAAACAGUGGCAAGGAUUAUUCGAUGAAGCUUUGUACAUUACACACAGCAAGUAGUCACACUUAGUUGACAUAGAAUCACAGGUGUCAAUAAUGCAAACAUGUUACGAGUAGUGAACUAAGUGGUAGUUACCGAGGCUGUCGCCAUUUUUUAGCCAAAGCAAAAUAGUUAAAAUUGGAUGUUUAUCUUGUAAAUUUAGACUAUCUUGAAAUAUGUUAAAUUGAAUAGGGGCAGCUUCUUUUUUUAAUAGGUGAUUACUGUCUCGUGCAAUAGUUUUAAAGGUUCCUAACAGAACAUAGAGAACAAAUAAUUUUGCCCCAGUCAUAGCAAAGAUUCCAAGUCCUGAUAGUUUUUUUAAAUUUUUUUUUUUUUGGGGGGGGGGGCGUAUAUUCCUGUCAGUACAUAGUUCAAUUUACUGGUAGAUAGAUAGCCAGUUCUUCAUUGAAGGAUGGUGCAAGUAUAUUUCAAACUCAAAGGGAAAUGCAAAUUCACUCUUCAUUUGUCAUAAGGAACAGUUAAUGUUCUUAGACCUCUCCUUUUCCUAAUUUUACCGUGUUAUUUGUACCAAUUCUAAAAUGGAAGUGCAAUAUUAUGCCAGCUUUUUCUUAUUCUCUGUAAGAAGGAUUUACAUUGAUGUGGAUAUUUUUGGAUAUUUUUUAACCUUCUUGUAAAUGUUUGCAGAGCUGCUAUCUUUGGCCUGACGUUUGGAGUGAGACUGUGGCUAUUCUUGAAAUCGGUGUUAAAUAGUUUCAGGAAUUUUUUUUUUUCCAUGCUGAAAUCUGUGUUGCAAAAUUGCCACAUGAUUUUAAGGCUCCCAAAAACAAAUCUGUCCUGCACUAAUAGGGAAAAUGGUGUAAAUAUUACAGGUGGUAGAAACCAUUAGCUGCUGGCUGUCUUUUAUAAAUGAUUUUGUAAUAGUGUCGCAGUGUGAGUAUUAGCUGACUACUUGGCUACAUGUUCUUUGUUGUAGCUGCAUUGCAUGUUGUUUGGCUGCCUCUUGGUUGUGGUACAAUUUCUAAAAAUAUAAUCACAAGUGGUUAUGGGACAAACCGCUGUACUUGAAAGCAGAAAAAUUUGCUUGAGCAGUAGUAAUAGUCCUUCUCGAUCCUACAUAAGGAAAAAAUUCUUUAAAAAAAUCCUUGAACACUUUUGUGUUUACUUUUUCAUUAAUCACGAAUCUGUGAAGUUACAUCAUGCUGCACAUGUUGUUAAUGCUAUUUGAGCUGGUCAGUACAUUCAUAAAAAUAAUAGAGCAGAAAGUAAUGCACUAUUUACCUGCUUUAGAUUGUCUGAAGGCUUACUGAAAAACUAAGCAUGUUAAACUGUAUUAUGAACAAUGUGGUACACUUAAAAUCAGUUCUCUCUCCAUGCAGCUUAUUUGGUAAACACAGAUUUUAAAAAGUCAAAAUUUACAAUAAAAAAAUACUUGUGUGCUACACAAAGGUCCUCUAUGGCUAUAGAUAACAUUUUUCAUGUUAAUACUGAACAAAAAGUGAAUAAUUAUACUACCUAUAAUUCCUGCUGAUAGUGGAAUCAAACCCUCUGAGGGUAAAAGUUUGAAAUUCAAUGCUAGCUACCAGGAGCAGUUUGCACUAAGCAUUUAUCGGCACAUUUGCAAGAGCAAGUGGGGAAGAAAUGGACCAAUUCUUUAUCCUGGGCACUAAUUUUAAUUUCUUUUGUAUAUAAUUUGAUAAUAAAACAGUGGUUUUAUAUAAAAUGUGCACAUUUCUUGCAGCCUACAAUCAAUUUCCUGAGUAUUCUUGUAUGCUGGUUUAUUGUAAGGUAAAUGAGAGAUUAACCUGAGCACUUGUAUUUCUGUGUGUACUUCUUGUAUUGUUUCUUUGCAAACCUUUUGAACUAAGGCUUCUUAGUCAACCUUACAUGUUUGUGUCAAAGACCUCUUUGGUUUAUGUGCUUAAUGUACUUGUUCCUGUUCCUCCUGUAGAAAAAACACAUUUAACACUUAACAAUUAAAUUAUACUAAAAUGUAAAC
This is a messenger RNA of Scleropages formosus (Asian bonytongue), 4244 nucleotides long. Its product is annotated as next to BRCA1 gene 1 protein-like. The record is from RefSeq and is a predicted model, not a curated record. Gene Ontology annotation, cellular component: phagophore assembly site. Gene Ontology annotation, molecular function: ubiquitin binding. The coding region runs from base 38 to 2254 and encodes 738 amino acids. Gene Ontology annotation, biological process: macroautophagy. The transcript is spliced from 16 exons. NCBI's taxonomy places the organism in Eukaryota, Metazoa, Chordata, Actinopteri, Osteoglossiformes, Osteoglossidae.